AUGGACCGUGAGGCAGUCAUUCAUUUCAUAGGUGGGGCCGCCGGAGGGACCGCAGGUACUUGUUUAACCUGCCCACUAGAAGUUGUGAAAACAAGGAUGCAGUCUAGCGAAGGCAUUAAUCCUGUCGGGCCGAGCACUAGCCAGGGUGGCGAGCUCGGACGAAAUGGCAUGUCGUUUGACGUCUCGCGAUUUGUUCAGUCUCAGGCUCAGGAAUCUCGAAGGCACAUUAUCAAAAAUGAAGGGUUCGGAGCUUUGUACAAAGGUUUACUUCCAAAUCUUGUUGGUGUUGCUCCUUCGAAAGCUGUUUAUUUUUAUUCCUAUUCGAGCAGCAAGCGUUUAUGGAAUGAAUCUGACAUAUUCGUGCCCAACAGUGCAAUUGUACACAUGGUGAGCGCAGGUUCAGCAGGUAAUCGCCUUUCAUGAUU
Molecule: messenger RNA, 425 nt
Organism: Strongylus vulgaris
Lineage: Eukaryota; Metazoa; Nematoda; Chromadorea; Rhabditida; Strongylidae
Source: the annotation of a GenBank genome assembly